Molecule: messenger RNA, 1023 nt
Organism: Drechmeria coniospora
Lineage: Eukaryota; Fungi; Ascomycota; Sordariomycetes; Hypocreales; Ophiocordycipitaceae
Exons: 2
Coding region: 1-1023 (340 amino acids)
Biological process (GO): ribosomal large subunit biogenesis
Cellular component (GO): preribosome, large subunit precursor
Source: RefSeq, a predicted model, not a curated record
AUGGCGGAAACCGGACCUCGAACUGUUGCGGCCCCCCCGCCGCUCUGCAGACUCUGCCAAGUGCAAUUGCAUGGCCCGCAGAUGUGGCGAGCCCAUCUCAAAAGCAAUGGCCAUGUCUACAACCUUCAGUUGAGCGUGGCCGCUCCCGGAAGCAUCCCGUCAGCUCCAGCACCCCCGCCCGCAGAAGAGGCGACCGAAGGAUCGGGAAGCGCGGCGGCUCCCUACGCUCGGAUUGGACGUGAGCCGGAUAGCCAUGCCGCCCAAGUCGAGGACGUCAUCGGUAGCGACACCGAGGACGAAGUGACCGUUCCGGAUUUUGCUCCUGGUGGUUGCCUCUUCUGCGCCCGGGAGUCCGAGUCUGGCACGUUGGACGACAGCCUGACGCACAUGACCGCCUCCCACGGCUUCACCGUACCCUUUCAAGAUUUCCUCGCCGUUGACCUCGGCACCAUCGUUGCCCAUCUACAUCUGCUCAUCUACGGUUACCGGGACUGUAUCUACUGCCGCACCCACCGGAGCACGGUCGAGGGUGUCCAGCAGCACAUGGUGGCCAAGGGGCAUUGCCGGUUCGACGUGUCCCCGGAAACGGAAGAGUUCUAUGCGAUGCCACAAUCGGAGAGUGCCCUUCUCGACCAGGCCGAAAGCGAUGCCAGCGUGCCGGUACGCUUGCCAUCGGGAAAGCUCAUCUCCCAUCGGAAGCAUCUCGACACCCAGGAGCCUCGAGCCUCGCGCCGCGCAACGGCAGACCGCGUGUCCGACCAUGCCGCCCCACGCUCCGCAACCUCCUCCGCCGCCGGUCACGAGCUCGUUCAACGGGGGGGGGCGAGCGGAAGCGGCCAAGUCGUGCGCAGCAGCGAGGCCAUACUUGCCGCCCAGCUGUCCAAGCUGAGAAUAGCUGGUGAUAGGGUGCAGCAGAAGGAGGCAGACCGGAAGCGAGGAAGGCUGGAACGAGCGAACAACUCAAUCAUGCUCAAGCAUUACAGGCUGGAUAGCGGCGAUGGUCGGAUUGAUCGACGAUUUUAG